Setaria italica (foxtail millet) is the source of this 3020-nucleotide messenger RNA. Its product is annotated as GDSL esterase/lipase At4g10955. Bases 1608 to 2714 code for a protein of 368 amino acids. The record is from RefSeq and is a predicted model, not a curated record. Lineage: Eukaryota; Viridiplantae; Streptophyta; Magnoliopsida; Poales; Poaceae. Gene Ontology annotation, biological process: lipid metabolic process. The transcript is spliced from 3 exons.
AUUUAGCCUAGGGGUUGUGCAAUUAGUUUUGUAAUUAGACUAUGUUUAAUACUCCUAAUUAGUGUCCAAACAUCCGAUGUGACAGGGGCUAAAAUUUAGCCCCUCCUGGCCAAACACCCCCUAAAUUAUUUAUUGAAAUAAGAGACAGCGUCCUUCUUCUUUACUUUCAGUUUUCGGCCGACAGGUGUGAUCUGAAAACGAUGGUGCAACAGAAUCCUUUAAGCCGACAUCUAUUUGUUUUCCCCUUUCGUUAUUUCACCGUGGUCACAGGCGUAGCCAUUAGGAUUUUACAGCUUCAGCGCUUCCAAACCCAUCUGGCACAGUGGCAGUAUUAAGAACUCCCUAAUCCAUUUCAAGCUACUGAACAGUCCUACCAAAUGACGCAUGAUAGUGCUGAUGCGCCACAUAUCCUGAAGCCAACCGAAAUGGGUAAGGUUUCAGGAAAGAAAAAGCAAAGAAAAGGGACGAGGAAACGAUUACAGAAACACACGAGGAAUUGGAAAUCCAUUAUACUUUUAUACUAUGAAAAUAUUCAGAAAAUCCAUUCGUACGUGCAGAAUGGGGCGGUGUGGGGGCGCGGGUUGGAACGGAAAACAGGAGAGGAACGGACAGAACGGGGAAAAAAAGGGAACAGGAGGAGCGGACGACGUACAAAGACGUAGAGAAAAAAUAGUCAAAUAGUGAUAGAGAAGAUUUGUAUCCGCAGGCCACAUAUCUUCCAACCUAAAACGACGUGCAACAGACUUUCUUGACCCGAACCUUUUCUUUUAGCAAUAACUUCAAUAUAAAAUUGUGAAGUAAUUCGUCCCCUUCCAUUUACCUGGUGGCGUCACAAAAUAUAACGAUGCCGUAGCUCAUAGUAGUUAUCGUCCACACAUAGAUUGUUCAAAGAAUCUGACACCACCAUGUAAAGCAUUUUUUUGGCGUCCUCAUUGAUGUUCUGCCAACCGCAUUGGAAUAUAGAACGACGAAGCUCCAUAAUUCUCACGUCCAUCGACACAUUCAGAUUCUUCAGAAAGAUGCUGUCACCAACCUGUAAGCAAUUUGCCUCAUAGCCUGCACUGCGUCUUUUUUUUUAAAAAAAAAGAACAUCUAAAUAACCUUAUAACCAGUCCAAAGGAGGAUUAAUACAGCCUAGCUCCAGCAGUCUAAGCACUAUUCCUUCCAUUAAUUGAUGACAUCUAUACUUGCCGAUUCAGGGAAAGAAGAUACACCAGAAAUAAUGCUGGGCAAUGCAAAUGAUAGUAUCUUGGUAUGCGUUUCCUGUCAUCUCUAUCCCACUUGUGAUCCUCCCAGCUUUGUAAAUGGGGAGGCUUGGCCACUUCUUGCUCACAAGUCUUCUCUCCGCGGCGAGUUCUUCCCUCAACUCAAACUCCAGUGCCAUUUCUUAACACCUCCGGUCUGAGUCAGCCCAAGCAAAAAUAUUGCCCAACUCCUGCAGCUGCAUCUCCUAUUCUCCCUGUUGGUACGGUGCCCUGGUCUGCCGUGCCAGUCGAUCUUCUUAAAUUAUUGCCCUUCUUUCAUUGACCCAGGACGUCGUGUGCCCAUAUAUUCAGCUGCAGCACUAAAGACAGUGUACGAGAUUCAAUUGGAGAGUCCGUAGUGGAAUGAAGGAGACAUCUUCCUCUGGACCAGAAGCAGAGGCAAGCGAAAUGCCGUCACUGAAGGACCUCUUUGAUGCCUCAGGGCCUACGUACUUGACAUAUGUGAAUUGGAACUGCCCGCACCACCGGCGCUCCGUCAUGGCGAGCCUUGUCCAGGGCGUGUACGUCCUCGAGCGCGACCGGCAGUGGAACCGGCAGGGCCCCGACGCCCGCGCGCCGGCGUGGUGGAGGUUCUUCCACUUCGAGCUGCAGCAGGUGCUCGUCGACGCCGCCGACGGCUCCAUCUUCGGCGCCGUCUACGCGUUCCAGCCGCCGUUCCGCAUCCCGGACCCCACGGCCGCCGCCGGCGCCCCGCUCUACGUCGUCGCCUUCCGCGGCACCAUCACCAAGAAAGGCUCGGCGAAGCGGGACCUGGAGCUGGACCUCCAGCUGGUCCGCAACGGGCUGGAAGGCAAGUCCCGCUUCCGCGCCGCCAUGCAGGCAGUCCACGACACGGUGGCGGCCGCGGCGGCGGCCGGGCUGGGGCAGCACUGCCGCGUCUGGCUGGCGGGCCACUCGCUGGGGUCGGCCAUCGCGACGCUGGCCGCCAAGACCCUGGCCAGGGCGGGCGCCGCCGUGCUGCCCACGUUCCUCUUCAACGCGCCGUUCGUGUCGGCGCCGGUGGAGCGGAUCGGGGACCGGCGGGUGAGGCAGGGCAUCCGCAUCGCCAGCAGCUUCGUCACGGCGGGCGUGGCAGCCGUCCUGCAAAGGGGCGGCGGCGGCGGCGUGCACGACGCGUCGUUCGCGGCGCUGGCGGUGUGGGUGCCGAACCUGUUCGUGAACCCGGCGGACCCCAUCAGCGCGGAGUACGUGGGGUACUUCGACCACAGGAGGAAGAUGGAGGCCAUCGGGGCCGGCGCCGUGGGGAGGCUGGCGACGAGGAACUCGGUCAAGGACCUGCUGCUCGGCAUUGGCAAGGGAGGCGGCGGGUGCGAGCCGCUGCACCUGUUCCCGUCGGCCGUGCUGACGGUGAACCGCGGGCCGUCGCCGGACUUCAAGACGGCGCACGGGAUCCACCAGUGGUGGCGGCCCGAUCUGGCGCUCGAGUGCACCGUGCAUUACUACACUUGAUUGAUGAUCACGACGAGCGUUUAGAGUUGGAGAUCCUGCGUAGUCUAUCUAUCGGACUGUUUAACUGAAACAGAAACCGAGAGAGUUAAUUGGUAGGAGAGCCCUAAUUGGUACUCCUCCAUGGAAUUGCAAUGUUUGCAUUGAUCAAAUUUCAAAUCUUUGCACUCAUCCGUGUGAUCGUUCGACGGUGAGCGUGGGAAACUGGGAACACGUUUUAGCAUAAAAAAGAAAUGUCGUGAACGAGGGUGAAUGGUAAAUCAGGAUUAAUUUUAAAACCCGAAGUACAUUUCUGAUGAACUAAUAACU